Messenger RNA from Trichoderma atroviride IMI 206040, 897 nucleotides. RefSeq lists its product as uncharacterized. The record is from RefSeq and is a predicted model, not a curated record. NCBI's taxonomy places the organism in Eukaryota, Fungi, Ascomycota, Sordariomycetes, Hypocreales, Hypocreaceae.
AUGCACGUCUUUGUUACAGGUGCAUCUGGCCUCAUAGGUAGAGCUGUUACACAAGAGCUUAUCAGAUCCGGGCAUUCCGUCUUGGGACUCGUCCGCUCCGAUAAGUCUGCCGAGAAAGUGAAGGCCCUCGGAGCCGAGGUUUUGAAAGGGGAUCUCUCGGACUUGAGUGUCUUGAAGUAUGGCGCCGCCAAUUCUGACGGUGUGAUUCACUUGGCCUUUGUCCACGACUUUGAUAAUUUUGGCCAAAGCUGCCAAACGGACCGAGAGGCUAUCAAGGCCAUGGGUGCUGUUCUUGCCUGGUCGGACCGCCCUCUUCUCGUCACUAGCGGGACUAUGCUGCUUCGCCAGGGUCAGGUUGGGACUGAAGAUGAUUCCUUCGACCCGAAGUCGCCUCAAUUUUCUCUUCGCGGAGAGUCAGAAGAACUGGCCAAACAGCUUGCUUCCGAGGGCGUACGCACAGCGAUCAUGCGCCUUGCACCCGUUAAUCACGGCGAUGGUGACGACCACAUGUUCAUCUCCAACUUGAUCACCGUUGCUCGUCGAACGAGAGUGGCGUCAUAUAUCGGCGAGGGCCUCAACCACUGGCCAGCCGUUCAUUACCUUGACACCGCCGUCGCGUAUCGCCUCGCACUAGAAAAAGCAACUCCGGGGACCACGUACCAUGUCGUCGCCGAGAGAGGGGUCGUUCUAAGGGAUAUAGCAGAAGUCAUUGGACAGAAACUAGGCAUUCCGGUAGAGUCAAGAUCUUUCGAAGAUUGUCAAAAGUCUUUUGGCCAUUUUGCGUCCGUUAUAAUGUCCGACAAUGUCGUGUCCAGCGCCAAGACUCAGGCAGCGCUCGGAUGGACUCCAACGCAGUGCACGCUGCUCACUGACCUCGAGCACGGCAAGUACUUGUAA